CCGCUACGGCGUUAAAAUACAACAACAACAACAACAACAACAGUUCGUCUCGGUCUCGGCAUGCCCGCCAUGCCCCAUCUUGACUUGACGAUGUUCGGCGACUAGAAGCCUGUCACUGAGAUAUCAGGCACAAUAAUCUCUCAAGACAGCACCACUAAGAAUCAUAAGCAAUAGGGUAAGUAUAAAGAUAGGAUGUCUUCUCAUCGACUCACUUACAUCUCAUAUCAUCACAAUCAUCACACUCUUUAUCAGCUCAACUACGAGCCUUACCUCUAUCUCUCAUUGACUUUGGCUAGUUUCCAAGCCUAGUCUUACACUCUUUUUCCUUCUUCACCAAUUUGUCUGACCGUUUAUACGAAUCGUCAUCAACAUGAUAUCUCUCAACAACCUUUUUGUUGUGCUUCUCCUCCAACUAUGGACUGCCGUCUGCAAUUCCCAGUUCAGCGUGUGGCGCGCCGACACCAGAACUCCCACCGAGAUGCGCGCCGCCGGCCUCUUCGCCCCUAGAGGAGCCAGCCAGAUCCUUCAGAUCGUCCCCAACGUCAGCAUGUACAACCACGCCGUCGGAGCGGACAACGGUGCCAGCCGCGACAACGAUGGCUACGUCUCCACCACCGCCAGCGAGACCACCGCCAUCGGCUUCCUCAACAACAUGUUCAGAGGCAACGGCUACGUCUACGAGAUUGCGGCCGCGGCCAACUUCAUCCAGGUCUCCGGCACCCUCGGCGAGUUCAGCCCGUACCCCAACGAGCAAGAGUACGCGGCGCUCGGCGGCUUCAGCUGGGACCAGGUCAUCCGCUGGAGACAUUACACCAACGGCGUUGAGGACGGCUCACUGGAGGAUAACAGAGAGUAUGAGGGCGGAAUCUACAAUGGCCUGAGACCCACCAACACCAUGCCUAGUCUUGCUGGCUUCCCCGCCGGUCACCGUGCCUGGACCUUGUCUCCCUGGAACACGUUUGCUCAGGGUGGCGCCGGCUGCGGUGGUGGUAACGCUGCUCGCACUCUCUUCGUUCGCCAGGGUACCUGCAGCCCUAAGGAGGAUGCCGACACUGUUGCCAAGAGGUUCAUUGAUGAGAAUUGCUGGGCCAAGUCUGACUGCGGUUAAAUAUCGAGGAUCGGCUAUGCCGGUUGAGCAUUCGGUCUUGAAGGGAUUAUCUGACAGAAUCUAGCCAUGCCUCUCAAGGCAGGAAUGGUAGAUUGUGAACGAGGAAUACCCAAUCCGGGUCGAGGCCAUCGGGGGAUUGGAUAGGAGAUGAAGGGUGGAGAGUAGAGGGAUAGUCUAGGGGAGGUUGCUCUGUCUUUACCAUUGCUGAUAUUGUUUAGGUGUGAUUUCUCUUUCACUAGGUGUCUCUGUCGUAGGGUAUAUAUGGCGUUA
This is a messenger RNA of Colletotrichum phormii, 1378 nucleotides long. RefSeq names its product heat-labile enterotoxin alpha chain-domain-containing protein. The record is from RefSeq and is a predicted model, not a curated record. The coding region runs from base 371 to 1108 and encodes 245 amino acids. Gene Ontology annotation, molecular function: toxin activity. The transcript has a single exon. Lineage: Eukaryota; Fungi; Ascomycota; Sordariomycetes; Glomerellales; Glomerellaceae.